Molecule: messenger RNA, 673 nt
Organism: Insectozyma verbasci
Lineage: Eukaryota; Fungi; Ascomycota; Pichiomycetes; Serinales; Debaryomycetaceae
Source: the annotation of a GenBank genome assembly
AUGGGUAAAUCGUAUGUUUAAAGAUAUCAUAUCACACUUGAGGGUGAAUAAUAAAUGGGAGAACAAGAACAAGGGGGAUUACAGAGAUUACAGACAAGUUAGUAGUGGAGAAGAGAAGAAGUUGAUCAAUUUUAACCUUUCCAAAAUUCGUCAUCAAAGUUUCAAGUGAUAUUACAAGAAUGCAGUACUAACAUUUUAUAGUCGUGGUUAUAGAUCUGGUACUCGUUACGCUUUCCAACGUGACUUCAAAAAACAUGGUGCUAUUCCAUUAUCAACUUAUUUAAAAGUUUAUAAAGUUGGUGAUAUUGUUGAUAUUAAAGCCAAUGGUUCAAUUCAAAAAGGUAUGCCACAUAAAUACUACCACGGUAAAACUGGUAUUGUUUACAAUGUUACCAAAUCAUCAGUUGGUGUCAUCAUUAACAAAGUUGUUGGUAAUAGAUAUAUUGAAAAAAGAGUUAACUUAAGAGUUGAACAUGUUAAACAUUCAGCUUGUAGACAAGAAUUUUUAAAUAGAGUUAAAACUAAUGCUCAAAAAAAAAGAGAAGCUAAAGAAAAAGGUGAACAAGUUAAUUUAAAAAGAGAUGCUGCUAAACCAAGAUCAGCUUAUGUUGUUUCAACUGAAUCAAAUGUUCCACAAACUUUAGCUCCAGUUCCAUAUGAAACUUUCAUUUAA